Alternaria burnsii is the source of this 3657-nucleotide messenger RNA. Its product is annotated as cytochrome p450 monooxygenase-like protein. Gene Ontology annotation, biological process: regulation of DNA-templated transcription. The transcript is spliced from 14 exons. NCBI's taxonomy places the organism in Eukaryota, Fungi, Ascomycota, Dothideomycetes, Pleosporales, Pleosporaceae. The record is from RefSeq and is a predicted model, not a curated record. Gene Ontology annotation, molecular function: iron ion binding; zinc ion binding; oxidoreductase activity, acting on paired donors, with incorporation or reduction of molecular oxygen. The coding region runs from base 1 to 3657 and encodes 1218 amino acids.
AUGGUUUACACCGGAAAGCCGAGCAGGGGAUGUGGCAUGUGUAAGAGCCGCAGAAUCAAGUGCGACGAGAAGCGACCAACAUGUGGCAAUUGCAAGAAGUCGGCUCGAACAUGUCCCGGUUAUCCCGACGACUUCGAUCUGGUCUUUCGAGAUGAAAACAAAGCUAUGGCCAAGAAGGCAAGGAAAUCCUCUGGAACGACAGCAUCAAGCAACAGCACCGGCGCGUCAAGUUCCAACCCUUCUCCGCAUCUGUCACCUUCUUCGACAUUUGAUGUAUCGCCAGGAGAAAACGGAGUACCAGGAGAGAAGGCCUUCCAGAUAAUAACAUCACGAUCACAUUCUCCAUCAGACUUAAGCCAAUCACAACAGAUACUGGCUUUACCCAAUUACACAACACCACCAUUACCUCUUAAUCAGGCGUUUGAUUUCGAAGCGUUCGUGUGGAAUCUCGAAAAUGCAGUGCCCCCCACUAUCUCACUUGCGCCAGAAGCCGAAGCCGUACCCUUCUUCUUUAAGAACUUCAUUACCCUACCACAACAAGCAGAAAGCACCAGAGGCUACCUAGAGUAUCUCGUGCCUCUCUACAAUCGUGCUCGCCCAUCCUCCGUUCUUCACCUAGCCACUACUGCUGUCGCAAUGGCAACAUGCGGCCAGUAUCCUGGCCGACAAGAGCUACUCCGGGAAGCAGUAUCUACCUAUGGCAAAGCUAUCAAGAAACUGAAUGACGAUCUGAAAGAUCCAGUGAUGGCGAAGAGCGAUGAAAGUGUGCUUGCCAUUCUUAUGUUUUCACUGUAUGAGACAAUAAUGAGCACAGACGAUACUAUCACAGCGUGGGGAAACCAUGUUGACGGUGCUGUCGCGUUGACAAAGUUAAGAGGCAUGGAUCAGUUCAAUGACCCAAUCUCUCAUGCCAUGUUCCGCGCUGUACGGACGAUGAUGAUCACAAGCUGCGUUCAACGCUCGAAGCCUAUCGACUCGUUCCCUGGCGCGGGAGGCUGGGUUGGUAACGGCGACAUAUCAGAGGAAAAUGCUGCCAACCGCCUGACACUCAUCUGUAUCGACCUUCCAAACCUCCGUGCCCGCGCAAACACCCUCACCACCACGCCAUAUAACCCGGCCUAUGAAUCAGAAGCGAAGCAAAUUCUUGAGUUCGCACAAAUGGUCGACGACAACCUCGAAGAGUGGUACCGUACACUACCCCCCGAAUGGAAACAUCGUAUCAUUGGUGUCGUUAGCGAAAGACUUGCCCCUGAGGAUAUUGCGCUGGCGGAAAAAUGGCCAGGAGAACAGCAUGUAUAUCAUGACGUACCAUUGGCGAGUAUAAUGAACGACUACCGUGUAUGCCGGAUAUUCUGUCGGAGAGUAAUCAUGGCAUGUGUGACAUGGUUGAGUUUCAGUGGUAACUAUGCAGAUGGCGACGAGGCAUGGAAUAAGAGUGUGUUUGUCAUCCAGAUGAUGGUGGAUGAGAUCAGUGCGUGUGUACCGUUCCAUAUGAGCUACGAACUACAACCAAUGGCCAAGGAGAUGGGCCAGGAGCAGAAUGCUGCGGAGGCCUACGGAGGGUACUCAUUAGUGUGGCCGCUGUACGUUGCAGCAAACGCUGAGACGGUACCGCAACAACAGCGUGACUGGUUGCUAGGUCGACUAUCAGUCAUUGGCACCAAGUUUGGGCUGAGUAGUGCUCAGGUGCUGCACUACACCAGCCUCACUCACUACGUCACCACCACCACAACCAUGGGCGCAACAAACCUCAUUCCACUUGUGAUCCUCUUUGCGGUCGUUGGAGGCUUGGGAUGGGUGGGCUACCAGAUCUUCCUCUACUCUAACGAGCUCGCUGAACGCGGCGUCAAGAAGAUGGAAAAGAAGAACGUUGUCUUCACCAAAGACGGCGCAAAGGUCGGAGUUAAGGAAGUCAGCAACGAGACGUAUACGGAUAAGACACAACGCGCUUUUGUCAAGACGUGGAAUGCCGCGCAUGACGGGAAGAGCUUGGGAGGCAACGGAGAGAAAACAGAGCGACAGAGCGAAGAGCAAAGAGAUGGGAUUGACACAUUCUACUUUAAGUUGUGGCCGUUCUUUCCCCUAGCCAUGACGUUCUUAGCGAGUAUAUUGCCCGCAGACUCUGAGCUUUUCAGCUUCAAAGGCGCUAUCUUUUGGUUUGCAGUGUUUUCAGCAUUGACCAUCAUCUAUGCUGUUUAUUCAGUUAUAUACAAUGUUUUCUUCCACCCUCUGAGGCAUAUCCCCGGUCCAUUCUUCGCACGCGCAUGCGGUAUUCCCUGUGCUCUACAUAUGCUUGACGGAAGUUCGGUCAAAUGGGUAAAAGAGUGCCACGAUAAGUACGGCGAUGCGGUUCGUGUGACGCCAAGUGAAGUUAGCUUCAUCUCAGGAGAAACUGCUUGGCAAAGCAUCUACGGCUUCCGUGUAGGCAAGAGCAAGAACACUGGAUAUUACCUCAAGGACAGGAAUUGGUACUUAGCACCUACCAACGGCGCUGAUUCAAUCAUCAUAGCAGAUGAAGCAGGACACACGCGAAUGCGACGUAACCUUGCACAUGCUUUCAGCGACAAAGCCCUACGAGGACAAGAGAGUCUUAUUCAGUCUUAUGUCGAUCUUCUCGUUCAGCGUAUGGACGAACACGCCGCUCAAGGCAAAGACAUGGAUAUAAUGACCUGGUACAACUUUACAACUUUUGAUAUUAUAUCCGAUCUCACCUUCGGCGAACCGCUCUACUGCCUGCGCGAUUCCAUCAAACACAGCUGGGUUUCUAUUACUUUCAAGUCCAUAUCGGCCGUUGGUUUGAACGCUGCUCGGAACAAACAUUUCGUCUUUAGGUGGGCCAACUCCCUGCGCGAGAUUUUCCAAGACAAAUCAGUCGCUAUGCGCGCACGAAUCGAGUUCUUCCAGCGCGCCCGCGACCAGGUCAGCAAGCGACUAGCGAAGCUUGACAGCGAGAAAAAAGGGGAAAGACCAGACUUUUUCACCCACAUAGUGAACAACCAAGAGAGGGAAGUAACAAGGAUGACCAGAGACGAAAUGGACAGCAAUGCAGUGGUCUUUCUCAUUGCAGGUAGCGAAACUACUGCUACAACAUUGUCGGGCGCUACCCAUUUCCUCCUCCGUAACCCAUCUGCGUAUACUAAACUCGCUGCCGAAAUCCGCUCUCGUUUCUCUUCUCCUGAUGAGAUCACUAUGGAAGAAGUCAACAAUCUCGAAUACCUCAUCGCCGUCUUUCAGGAAACUUUACGACUCUAUCCACCCGUUUCCGCAGGCUUUCCUCGUGUUGUACCAGCGGGUGGCGACAAUAUCUCAGGUCACUAUAUUCCUGGCGGUACUUCGGUAUAUUGUUCCCACCACGCAAUGUAUCAUUCCGAGCGCAAUUUCAAGGACCCAGAGCUCUUCGUUCCGGAACGCUGGUUGGGCGAGGAACGGUACAAGGAUGAUAAGAGGUCGACGCUGAAUCCGUUUAGCUUUGGGCCAAGGAACUGUUUGGGCAAGAAUCUUGCAUACGCGGAAAUGCGUCUCAUCCUCGCUAAGAUAAUCUUCGCUUUCGACCUCGAACUCGUAGAGAAAGAGAGGGAUUGGAUGGGUGAGCAGAAGGUUUUCACGCUCUGGGACAAAAGCGCGUUGAUGGUCAAGAUAAAGCCCGUACAGCAUUAG